Messenger RNA from Coregonus clupeaformis (lake whitefish), 2130 nucleotides. RefSeq names its product oocyte zinc finger protein XlCOF22-like. The record is from RefSeq and is a predicted model, not a curated record. Lineage: Eukaryota; Metazoa; Chordata; Actinopteri; Salmoniformes; Salmonidae. The coding region runs from base 54 to 1442 and encodes 462 amino acids. Gene Ontology annotation, biological process: regulation of cytokine production; negative regulation of transcription by RNA polymerase II; regulation of immune system process. The transcript is spliced from 2 exons.
CAGUCAGCUCUUACUCUGUGGUUCUAGACGCAGUUCCUUCCGGGAAGUGUUGCAUGAAUGAAUCUCCCUCGACGGUCAUUCCACCAAAAAUGUCAAAGUUGCAGUUGUUGCAAGCGUUUUUCUCUGACCGUUUAACAACAGUGGCCGUAGAGAUAUCCGUGGCAGCGGGAAAAGCGUUUGCCGAGUACCAGGAUGAGAUCUCUCGUUCAAAGGAGGAGAAUCAACGCCUGCAGAGGCUGCUGGAUUCGGUUUUUAAUCCCGAUGUAAAAUUACACAAAGCAGACCCCCCGCAGCUCACUCUCACUGUCUCUGGAGAUGAGGUUCCCCCUGAGCAGCAGCACUGUGAGGAGGAGUGGAGUGAUCAAGAGAUCAUCCAGUCCAUAUUCAUUUCCCCCUGUGUGGAAAGCGACAGUGCUCAGGACUCACCCGAGCGCUCACAACUUUACCAAACUGGGAACUCCCUUCCCACCAUUGCAGCAGAACCGAUCCAAACAAAUCCCGAUGAAGAGGACGAUGAAAUAUCAGAAUCAACCGGUGACACUCCCCUCACACAAUUAAAGCCUCUCAAAAUAAAGAGAACACGGUUAAAGAAAGGACUAAGCUCUUACAUCUGCACUGAGAGCAAGACAACCAGUGAGUUGAAAGCGCCAUCGAGGGUUCACACAAGGAAGAGACUCUACAGUUGUACUGAGUGCACAGCAACCUAUGACAGACCUUGUCAUUUGGAAAUCCACAAGAGAAUUCACACGGGUGAGAAACCAUACGAGUGCAAAGACUGUGGUAAAUGCUUCAACCGCAAGAAUAGCCUAACGAUGCAUAUGCUAACUCACACAGGGGAGAAAUCGUUCUGCUGCCAUGAAUGUGGCAAAUGCUUUGGUCUAAACACGAGACUGAUACUUCACAUGAGGACACACACAGGGGAGAAGCCACACAAGUGCCCUUUCUGUGCCAGAUGCUUUACAUUUCCAAGUCACUUAAGUCGUCACAAGAAGCUCCACACAGGAGAGCGACCACAUCAAUGUAAUGUCUGUGGGAAAUGCUACACACGGAAGGAGCACCUGACAGACCAUAUGACAUCCCAUACUGGAGCAAAACCAUACAGCUGUAAGCAAUGUGGCAAAUGCUACGCAUUGCAGGGAAACCUGAGAGCGCAUAUGGCGAGUCACACAGGGAAUAAGUCAUUGUGCAGGUGCGCUGUGUGUGGAUUGGGUGUUCUAAAUCUAAGUCGCCACAUGCAAGAAGUUCACACAGGAGGCAAACAGCAUCAGUGCCAAGAUUGUAGGAAGUGCUUCAACCGAAAGGAAAAACUGACAGAGCACAUGAGGACUCACACGGGAGAGAAACCGUACCGCUGUCAUGAUUGUGGCGAAUGCUUUAGGCUCAAUGUAACCCUGAAGAAACACAUGAUGACACACACAGCUGCGGCAAGUGCUUUUCCAUGAGAGAAGCUAUGAGAAGUGAAGAGGACACACACAGGGAGAAAUCUGCUUAGUGCGAUGCAUGUUUCAGCGAUAUUGUUUAGAUUGUUCAAAUUCAAUGUUUUAAUGUUCACAUUCAAUGUUCAUAAAGUUUCAAUUCAUGUUUCAACUGAUAUUUAAUUUCAGAAUUUAUUCAGGGUCAGGGUCAGGGUUAAGGGUUUGUUUAAGGUAAGGGUCAAUGUUAGUUUUUUGCUAGUCGGUUUAAGCGUCAGCUGUGUCCUUAUAGUCUCUUCCAUAAUAGGUACAUAAAAGCUAUUUGUAAAAUAAAACAGUGUGUAAAGUGUCGACAUGCUUGUACCCUCUACUACAUCUCUGGACAGCACAUAAGAAUCCAUUGUGUAAAAUGUGUCAGUCAAACAAUGAGAGGCUUUUUGUAACUGACACAUGUAAGAGAACCUGUGCCCCAGGUAAUAACUAUUGAAUUAGUGACUGAACAUGUAGCACCCCCACAUUGUGACAACUAGUUGAGGGUUUGGGAGGAGGGAGGGAAGUGGGUUCAUAUGGUCCACAAAAAUGUGUAUUUCACUUAUUUUGUAUAUCUAUGUUGCCCAUUUGUAACUUUAAUCUCAAAAUGCACAUUUACCUGGCUGUACCUUCCGGUCAUUGUUGGUGCUUUAUGUUGGUAUCAAUAAAAAAAUGAUGAACAUGAAAA